This is a messenger RNA of Miscanthus lutarioriparius, 3870 nucleotides long. The record is from the annotation of a GenBank genome assembly. NCBI's taxonomy places the organism in Eukaryota, Viridiplantae, Streptophyta, Magnoliopsida, Poales, Poaceae.
AUGGAGGAACCACUUUUGGAUCAUGGAUCUUCACCCUUAUCUGAGGCAACAGGCAGUAGAUCACUUUUCUCAAAUGCUGGAUUGUUGAGUAACAUCACCUUUUCUUGGAUGGGGCCUUUACUUGAACUUGGGAAGAGGAAAACACUAGACCUUAAUGAUGUGCCAUUCUUGGAUAACAUUGACAGUGUCCAUGGAAUCACCCCCAAGUUUAAAUCAAAGAUUGCCUUGAUUUCUGCUACAGGGCAGUAUACUGAUGUUACAACAGUUAAGCUGGUCAAAGCUCUUAUGCUUACAUCAUGGAAACUAAUCACUGUCACUGCAGUUUAUGCCCUACUUUGUACUGUUACUGCAUAUGUUGGUCCCUAUCUGAUUGAGUACUUUGUUGACUACCUAAAUGAAAACCCACGAUCUACUAAAAGAGGAUACCUUUUAGUGUUGGCAUUUGUUGUUGCACAGCUGAUGGAAGGUCUCUCAUCAAGACAUUUGCUCUUCAGAUCACAACAAUUAGGAUUGCGUAUGCGUUCCGCUCUUGUUGCUGUUAUUUACCAAAAGGGUCUUGCCCUCUCUAGUCAGUCAAAGCAAGGUAGAUCAAGUGGAGAGUUGAUCAAUGUUGUGAACCUUGAUGCUGAGCAAGUAGGAAAUUUCAAUUGGUCUAUGCACGAACUUUGGUUGCUCCCUGUGCAAAUUAGUCUCGCAAUGAUUAUCUUAUACUCUACUCUUGGCUUGGCAGCAUUUGCGGCCCUUUCUGCCACUGUUUUGACAAUGUUGGCUAACAUACCUUUGGGGAGGAUGGAGCAAAAUUACCAAGAGAAAACUAUGAGCGCCAAGGAUGCUAGAAUGAGCGCUAUGUCUGAGAUAUUACAGAACAUGCGCAUUCUCAAGCUUCAAGGUUGGGAAUUGAUCUUCUUGUCCAAGAUAAAAGAGUUGAGGAAGGCUGAGAUGAACUGGAUAAAGAAAUAUGUCUACACCUCAUCAAUGCUUAUGUCUGUCUUUUUUGGUGCUCCUGCAUUUGUUGCCAUGAUCACUUUUGGUACUUGCAUAAUUUUUGGCAUCCCAUUAGAAACUGGAAAAGUAUUAUCUGCUCUGGCAACAUUUAGGCAGUUGCAAGGUCCUAUCCACAGUCUGCCAGAUGCGAUCUCGUCAAUCAUUCAGACUAAAGUAUCACUUGAUAGGAUAUGCUCAUUUCUCUGCCUUGAGGAGUUAGCAAGUGAUGCGGUAACUAAGCUUCCAAGUGGUAGCACUGAUAUGUCCAUUGAGGUGAGGAAUGGUUACUUCUCCUGGGAAAAAUCUUCUCAGGUGCCAACUCUCCGAGACCUCAACUUUUGUGUACAACAAGGAACUAAAGCCGCUAUUUGUGGUACUGUUGGGUCUGGUAAAUCAAGUUUAUUGUCUUGCAUACUUGGAGAGAUACCAAAGUUAUCUGGAGAGGUUCGAACUUGUGGUACAAUAGCUUGUGUUAACCAAUCACCAUGGAUACAAAGUGGGACAAUUGAAGAAAACAUACUUUUCGGUACACAGAUGAAUAGGGAAAGAUACAGAAAGGUCCUUGAAGCAUGCUCUUUAAAAAGGGAUAUGGAUAUAUUGCCUUUGGGCGACCAAACAAUUAUAGGAGAGAGAGGAAUCAACUUAAGUGGUGGACAAAAACAAAGGAUACAAAUUGCCCGUGCUUUGUAUCAAGAUGCUGAUAUCUUUCUAUUUGAUGAUCCAUUUAGUGCAGUUGAUGCUCAUACUGGACAACACUUGUUCAAGGAGUGCCUGCAAGGAUUCUUAGCUUCAAAAACUGUUGUGUAUGUUACCCAUCAUGUCAAUUUUUUAGAUUCAGCUGAUCUUAUACUGGUUAUGAGAGAUGGAAAAAUAACAGAGUCAGGGAAUCGCGCUGAAAUCCUUGAAUCUGGAGAAGAACUUAAGAAACUAUUUAAAUCCCAUGACGAUGCCUUAUCAAUGCGUCCUAGUGGUAAUUUUGGAAGUUCAUAUCAUCCUGGUGGCAAUGGAAACACCCUAUUCAUAGCAGAGGAUAAGAAGGAUGAGGAUAAGAAGGAUGGUAACAAUGACGAGGGGAUUGUUCAAAAUGGUCAACUGGUACAAGAAGAAGAGAGGGAGAAAGGCCGGGUUGGAUUUAUUGUCUACUGGGAGUAUGUUACGAUGGCAUAUAGUGGAGCACUUGUGCCACUUAUUUUGCUAGCUCAUAUCAUUUUCCAAGUUCUUCAAAUCGGAAGCAAUUUCUGGAUGGCCUGGGCAGCCCCAAUAUCUGAAGAUGUGAAUCCUCCAGUCAGUAGCUUGCUGAUGGUGAAUGUGUAUUUUGCAUUAGCAAUUGUUAGCUCAUUGUGCAUCUUCAUGCGAUCAUAUCUUCUUGUCAAGGCUGGAUGUAAAACUGCUACUAUUAUAUUUGAAAAAAUGCACAACUGUGUAUUCCGAGCUCCAAUGUAUUUCUUUGACUCCACUCCUAGUGGGCGUGUCUUGAACAGAGCUUCCACAGAUCAAAGCACAGUGGAUACCAGAAUUUUUGAACUGAUGGGUUAUCUUCUAUUUCCUGCCAUUGAAAUUCUAGGAACAAUUAUUCUAAUGUCACAGGUUGCAUGGCCAGUCUUCAUAAUUUUUAUUCCCACUAUUAUUGCAUCACUGUGGUAUCAGCAAUACUACAUAGAUGCUGCUAGAGAGUUGCAAAGGCUGACUGGAGUUCGCAGAGCCCCAGUGAUGCAACAUUUUACCGAAUCAAUAGCUGGCUCAAAUAUCAUUAGAUGCUUUCAAAAGGAAAGGCAAUUUAUCAGUUCUAUUGGACAUUUGAUGGAUAACUUAUCUCGACCAAGUUUAUAUAAUGCAGCUGCAAUGGAAUGGCUGUGCUUUCGCUUGGAUAUUCUUUCAUCCUUUGUUUUUUCCUUCACAUUGAUACUUCUGGUCUUCUCUCCAGCUGCUUUAAUCAACCCAAAGACUGCUGGUCUUGCGGUCACCUAUGGACUAAGUCUCAAUAUGCUACAAGGGUGGGCUAUUGCUAUCCUCUGCAGUUUGGAAAAUAAAAUGAUAUCUGUGGAAAGAAUGAUGCAGUAUAUGAAUAUUCCUUCUGAACCACCGCUUACAAUAUCAGAAACUCGACCAAAUGAUCAGUGGCCAACAAAGGGUGAAAUUGAGCUGCGCAACCUACAUGUUCGGUAUGCACCACUGCUGCCUUUUGUUUUGAAAGGUCUGACGUGCACCUUACAAGGUGGAAAGAAGACAGGUAUUGUUGGUAGAACAGGUGGUGGCAAAUCAACCUUGAUUCAAACACUAUUCCGCAUUGUGGACCCAUGUAUUGGCCAAGUGUUGAUAGAUGGCACUGACAUCAGCACCAUUGGACUGCAUGACCUUCGGACUAGAUUGAGCAUCAUUCCACAAGAUCCUGUUAUGUUUGAGGGGACCCUGCGAACCAAUAUUGACCCCCUUGGGGAGUAUAGUGAUGGGCAAAUCUGGGAGGCGUUGGAUUCCUGUCAUCUUGGGGAUGAAGUUAGAAAGAAUGCACUUAAGCUUGACUCGACAGUGACAGAAAACGGCAAAAACUGGAGCGCAGGUCAGCGCCAACUUGUGUGUUUGGGAAGGGUGAUUCUGAAAAGGAGAAAGAUCUUGGUUUUGGACGAGGCAACGUCCUCUGUAGAUCCAACCACUGACAGCUUGAUUCAAGAAACCUUGAAACAGCGAUUUCUCGAAUGCACAAUCAUUGCAAUAGCGCAUCGAAUCACAUCAGUUUUUGACAGCGACAGAGUCUUGGUUCUGGAUAACGGCGAAAUUGCAGAGCAUGACACGCCAGAAAAACUGCUAGAUGACAGUUCAUCCCGAUUUGCCAAGUUCGUUUAUGAGUAUAGGAAAGCAAAUGAGACUACAGAUGUUGUGUCAUCGUAA